Messenger RNA from Centropristis striata (black sea bass), 2560 nucleotides. RefSeq names its product neutrophil cytosolic factor 1 (gene ncf1). The record is from RefSeq and is a predicted model, not a curated record. Bases 9 to 1265 code for a protein of 418 amino acids. The transcript is spliced from 11 exons. Gene Ontology annotation, molecular function: phosphatidylinositol binding; superoxide-generating NADPH oxidase activator activity; protein binding. Lineage: Eukaryota; Metazoa; Chordata; Actinopteri; Perciformes; Serranidae. Gene Ontology annotation, biological process: superoxide anion generation; respiratory burst. Gene Ontology annotation, cellular component: cytoplasm; NADPH oxidase complex.
AUGUCAGCAUGGAGGGAACCUACGUCAGGCAUGUGGAGCUGUUGGGCUUCGAAAAACGACCAUUCCCGAGUCAGCACUAUGUGUACAUGUUGAUGGUGAAAUGGAGCGACCUCUCUGAAAAACUGAUCUACAGGACGUACCCUGAGAUCUACACCUUCCAUAAAUCUCUGAAGGAGAUGUUUCCUAUCGAGUCUGGUCGAAUCGAAAAGAAGGACAGAAUCAUCCCGUCGUUACCAGCACCACGGUGGCUGUUGAGCCAAAAGUCACCAGAAACCAAUCAGAGCACCUUGGCAGAGUACUGCCACUCUCUCAUCGACCUGCCGCCUCACAUCUCCCGCAGCAAACACCUCGCCAAUUUCUUCAAGGUUCGACCAGAGGACGAGAACCCGUCAGCCCCAAACACACUGAAAAGAAAUGAGACAUUUGUAGUAUCCAGGGACUUGGCCAGAGGCAACGCAUCUGAGAUUUCUGGCCCCAUCAUCCUGGACACCUACAGAGUCGUGGCAGACUUCGCCAAAACAUCCAAACAUGAGAUCGACCUGCACACCGGAGACCUGGUGGAAAUUGUGGAGAAAAAUCAGAAUGGUUGGUGGUUCUGCCAGUGUGAGUCUAGACGAGGUUGGGUUCCUGCCUCCUAUCUGGAGUCUCUUGAUGGACCCGAGGAGGCCGAGGACCCUGAGCCAAACUACGAAGGAGAGCUUCACGUCACUGUGAAAGCCUACAAGGCCGAGGAGCAGGACGAGAUCUCUCUGGAGCUGGGAGAAACCGUCGAGGUCAUCCACAAGCUGCUCGACGGCUGGUGGGUCGUCAGGAAAGAAGAUGAGACGGGACACUUCCCCUCCAUGUUCCUGCACAAAGCUGGCAAGAAAGAGAAAUAUGAAGCAGAGAGAGCCAGCCUCCAGGGACGGAAACCUCCACCUCGCAGGUCCACGAUCCGAAAUGCCAAGAGCAUUCACAACAAGGCUCGCAACCGAAUGAGCCAGGACGCCUACCGCAGGAACAGCCGCCGCUACCUCCAGCAGAAGGGAGGCCGCCUCGCCGAGCCACACAGGAACUCCAAGAACGCUGCAAAGUCACCGCUGAGGGAGAGAAAGAACCAAGACAACAUUCCCGAGGUGUCGGGCUCCGGUUCGGAGGGCGAGCUGAAGAAGGAGGCUCCGGUCAUCCCUCCCCGGCCCAGUCCGGAGCUCAUCCUGGAGCGCUGCAGCGACAACACUCGCAAGAAAGUCAGCAUCCACAGGUCGCAUGCCGGCUCCAGCAGCUAGCACCAGGAUUCAGCAUUAUGUUGUAAAAGUCACCAUGAAAUAUAUGACUUUCAAGAGCUUUUUUUGUUUCUUCAUUUGCUGCAGCCAGUUCAAACGUAGCCAUAAACCAAUGGAAUUAAGGGGAUAAAAGUCAUGUUGCAUUACAGAUACAUACAAGACAUAAAAUAUCAAAUGGUUUAAGGGGGGAAAUUGUGACAUUAAAGAUUACCUGAUAAUUUAUUCUUUAUUUUUGUUUUCGUAAAAAAAUAUAUAUAAUUUGAAAAGACUAAAACCAGCAAUUUCUUUUUAGCUUAGAGGACUGACAGAAAUUCCUUUGCUAUGCUAUGUUACUAAAGCAGCUGUUAGCACGACUUCUUCAUGACAUCACGAUGUAAAAACGAAGCAGCAUGGAGCCCUGCUGUCAGCUGAACUCUAAAGUUUUGGCUUUUCCAGAAGUUUUCAUGUCCAAUUUAAUGCAUCAACCCUUUUUCAGCAAAAGUAAAAGAAACACCUCGACCAAGUGUAGUAACAUGAUUUUACUUUUUUUGCACUGUGCAUUCAGCAUUUUUUAGUGUUUACUGUUUUUUGUUAUUUCUUUGUGUGUUUUUGUUAUUUCUUUGUGCGUUUUUGUGUGUUUUUAUGUGUGUUUUUUGUAUUUUUUAUGUUUUUGAUGUGUUUUUUUGUGUGUUUUGAGUGUGUUUAUUGUCAUUUUGUGGGGUAUUUUUGUGUUUUUUGUAUUUUUUUUUUUUUUUAUGUGUGUUUUUUUUGUUUGUUUUGAGUGUGUUUAUUGUAAUUUAGUGGGGUAUUUUUGUGUUUUUUGUAAUUUUUUGGUGUGUUUUUUUUGUGUUCAAAAUGUUGAUCCAGUAAGUCAAAAUGAAAAAAAUAAUAAUCAAGUCAUGUAGGUGAGGUUGUGCUGAAAACAAUGACGCCAACACGUCAUGGUAAAGAAGUCCAAAAGCAACAAAAUAGCCCCAAACUCCAAAGGGUUAAUGAGCUGAGACCCCUACAGCUGGAGGAGUGAGGAGUCAGCAGUAUCAGAGACGAAAAUGGCAGCACUGCACUUGCUUGUGCAGCUCUACCUCACUGCUAGUGUUCAUUACCACAAUGCAAGAAAAUAAGCUACAAUAAAGCUAUAUUUUUGUGUAAAAGCUGAUUAUACUAAGUCUUUAGACUGCCAAAAGAAUUAAUUUCUGUUGCUGACUAAAUGUCUGAAAGCUUUUAGAUCUCUUUCCAAACAUCUGUAGAGCUUUGUUUUUAUUUAUUUGCUGGUAUAUAAUAAUAAAACAAAAGGUUUAUUUCCGCAUCCUUUCCUCAAA